AUGCCUGGUCAGGAACUGCACCUGCUGACCAUUGCCGACCUUGGCAGGCUGAUUCAGUCGCGCCAGCUCUCCCCUGUGGAGUUGACAGCCACGUAUUUGGAGCGAGUCGAACGGCUGAAUCCAACCCUUGGCGCAUACAUAACGGUUAUGUCUGAGACUGCCAGGGCCGAAGCAGCCACGGCCGAAGAUGAGAUCGGACAAGGCCUGUACCGUGGACCUCUUCACGGGAUUCCGGUCGCCCUCAAGGACAUCAUCUACACCCAGGGCGUUCUGACCAGCGCCGGAUCGCGAGUAUUAGCCGAUCACGUUCCCGCCUUCGACUCCACGAUCGUCGAGCGCCUGCGAGCUUCAGGGGCCGUGCUGCUGGGCAAGUUGAACCUGAGCGAAUUCGCGGUAGGCGGAACGAUUGACCACCCAUUCGGCACUCCCAGAAACCCUUGGAACCUGGGACGCUCAGCUGGCGGGUCGAGCAGCGGCUCCGCGGUCGCCGUUGCUGGCGGUCUCUGCGCAGGCUCGCUGGGGUCGGACACGGGCGGCUCGAUUCGCGGGCCCAGCGCCUUCUGCGGCACGGUUGGAUUGCGCCCGACAUACGGCCGUGUAACCCGCCAUGGCGUGGUGCCAAUGAGCUGGAGCCACGACACUGUCGGCCCCAUGACGCGCACGGUCGAAGACUGCGCGAUCAUGCUCCAGGCCAUUGCCGGGCACGACGAGCGUGACUCGUCAUCGAGUUCUGAUCCUGUGCCCGACUAUGCAGCCUCGCUAGGCGGCCGAUCAGACCCCUUGAAGGUCGCUCUGCCAUUUGCAGCCUUCGACGGAGCGGUCUUCCUCGCGACUGCGGACGUGGACGCGGCGACGUUCCACAUGGACUGGCUCAAGACCCGGGGCGACCUCUACGACUGGAGCACCAGAACUCGGCUCGAAUCUGCCGCCCUGACCCCGGCUACAACCUACCUCAGGGCACAGAGGGCAAGGACACUCAUAAGAGAUGAGCUGAUGACCGCUCUUGAAGACCACGACGUAAUCGUCUUGCCCGCCAGUCCCACGCUUGCUCCGCCGAUCGCCGAGUCGACAGGCUCGCCUGGAGGCUACUACCAGGGCCGGCUGGAUCUCGGCAGACGCCAGUACACCAGUCCUGCCGCGCUCGCGGGUCUGCCAGCUAUAUCCGUCCCGUGUGGCUUCUCGGACUCCGGCUUGCCCAUCGGCGUUCAGAUAAUCGGACGCCCGUUCGCCGAGGCUGAUCUCCUCAGAGUAGCUCACAGCAAUUCGGGCCCCUCUGCGCUUGGCAGCGAGCAACUAGAGGUGCCCGAGUCAUCGGUCAACGACUGGUGGAAGCGUCCUUUCGACCUCCUCAUCUUAAUUGCCGUUCACAUUGCACUCGCCCCCAUCUGGGCGGUUCUCUGGACGGUUAUCCCCCUGGCGAUCUGGCUUCGCGAUCGCGGCCCCGUGUUCUACACCCAAGAACGCCUCGGCAAGAAUGGAAGGACUUUCAGAGUCUACAAAUUCAGGUCGAUGAUUCCUGAUGCCGAAAGACACACCGGCGCUGUGUGGGCAGCAGACGACGAUCCCCGCAUAACGCCCGUUGGGGCGUUCCUGCGCAACCGCGCACUCGACGAGCUGCCACAGGUCAUCAACAUGUGGAAAGGCGACAUAAGCCUCGUGGGGCCAAGAGCCGAGCGUCCGGAAUUGUCCGAGCAAUUCGAGGCUCUAUAUCCCGGGUUCGCCCGGCGGCUUAGUGUCAGACCUGGGAUGACAGGCCUGGCGCAGAUCUUCGGCCGCUACUCGACGAAUCCACGGAACAAACUGCGGUACGACAUGCUCUACAUAGAGCGAAUGUCGCCACUGCUCGAUGUGCGCCUGCUGGCGUCCUCGGUCAUCCUGACUCUUCACGCCCGCUGGCAAGACGAGCAACGUUAG
Messenger RNA from Geodia barretti, 1914 nucleotides. NCBI's taxonomy places the organism in Eukaryota, Metazoa, Porifera, Demospongiae, Tetractinellida, Geodiidae. The record is from the annotation of a GenBank genome assembly.